This is a messenger RNA of Blepharisma stoltei, 1481 nucleotides long. NCBI's taxonomy places the organism in Eukaryota, Ciliophora, Heterotrichea, Heterotrichida, Blepharismidae. The record is from the annotation of a GenBank genome assembly.
AUGGGAGAAACCGCUCAGCAUGUUGACCCUAAAAUAGCAGUCCAAAAGCUAAAGCAGCAAAAUGAAAAGCUUAAAUCUGAGCUUUCUCAGCUACGAACCGCUUUACAAUCUGCUAUAAAUAACCAAAAACAAGCUACGAUUCAAGCCAAACGUCCAAACUUCAGUUCUGAAUCAGAAGAUCGAGAAUUCCAAGUUUUACACUCAAAAAUCAAAAAACUCAAAAAUGAACGUUCAGCGCUGCAGGUCCAGAUCGCUGCAAACUCCGAUUCCAACACCACUGAACUCGAAAAUGAACUAAAAUACCUCAAAUCUCAGCUAAAACAAGCUGAAAACGAGCAGCAGACUUUAUCAAAGGUCCAAAAAGACCAAGAAUCUCAUAUGGAAAACAUCAGCAGUGGCCAAAGUAUCAUCGACAAAAUUAAUAGACUAAAAGAAGAAAUAAAAGAAGCCAAAGACGAGUACAGAGAAGUCCUAGAAACAAUGAAAACUGAAGAGGCCAAAUGGCGUGAAGACCACAAAAAAAUGGUCACAUUGGACUCCAGGAUACGAGAAGCUACUGGAAAAGCUCCAAAACCGCAAAAUAAAUCUGAGUCCAAGUCAAAAGAAGAAGAGGAGCUUACUGAGCUGAAAAGACGCCAAGAAGUGCUAAAUAAAGCUAUUGCUACUGAAGAGGCCAAAUUAAGAGUUUUAAAGUCUUCUAGGUUGAUGCCUCACGCUUCUGAUCAACGUCAGCCUAAUUAGAAUAAUGGUCUUCUAUAGUAGCAGAGCUUGCAAUGUGAUUCCCAAGGAAGUCUCCCUGUUAGUAUGUCAUAGGGUGCUAUGAAGGUAAUUGUUAGCCCGAUACCUUUUGAAGGCCACUUUUGGGAGAGGUGACCCAAGAAAAAAGGAACCAUGCCCUUUGAAACUGGUAGCGAAAAUAAUUAGCCAAAAAAACAUCCGGAUAACUAAUAUUUGGUUUAGAGUCACCGCUACUCCCAAAGUUUACCGACCCUUAAAGUCCUACCGUCCAAGGGCAAGAGCUAGAAUCCAAAGGCCUGAGCCUUAAUUAUGCUAUAAAGUAACUUUUGCAAGCAAGGUCAUCUUCUUCAAUGAUAUAUUUUAAUUAUCACCUCCAUAUUAAUUAUGAAGAGACCAAAGGCAAAAGAUACAUAACAGAAGCCGAAGCAAAUUUAAAAGUCCUGCAAGACGAAGAUUUAGCAUUAAAAAAGAAACUAAAAGAAAAAGAACAAGAAUCCCAAUUAAAAAGUUUGAAAAUUAAAGAAUUAAAAGGAACAGUCACAGCACUACAGAAAAAAAAUAAAAGCGAAAAAGAAGAGGCAGGGAUGGUUGACGAAGGAAAUUAUGGGAAUUUAGAAGAGGCAGAAAUUGACCUAUCAGGGGAUAAAGGAAAGCUUUCUGAAUACGACUAUAGCAAAAAUGAGUCAGGGGAUUACGGAGAAGCUGGAAAAGAGUAUUAUUCAAAGCCAAAACUCCAAUUUUAA